Messenger RNA from Nannospalax galili (Upper Galilee mountains blind mole rat), 933 nucleotides. Its product is annotated as olfactory receptor 150-like. The transcript has a single exon. The record is from RefSeq and is a predicted model, not a curated record. Lineage: Eukaryota; Metazoa; Chordata; Mammalia; Rodentia; Spalacidae. Gene Ontology annotation, biological process: G protein-coupled receptor signaling pathway; sensory perception of smell. The coding region runs from base 1 to 933 and encodes 310 amino acids. Gene Ontology annotation, molecular function: olfactory receptor activity; G protein-coupled receptor activity; odorant binding. Gene Ontology annotation, cellular component: membrane.
AUGGCACAGAGGAAUCAUUCCAUGGUGGCUGAGUUCAUCCUCAUUGGACUAACAGAGAAAACAGAGCUGCAGCUGCCCCUGUUCCUCAUCUUCCUAGGAAUCUAUGUGUUUACAGCAGUGGGAAACCUGGGCAUGAUCAUGUUGAUUCUGUUUAGUCCUCCACUCCACAAACCCAUGUACUAUUUUCUCAGCAGUUUGUCCUUCAUUGACUUCUGUCAGUCUACUGUCAUUACCCCUAAAAUGCUGGUGGACCUAAUGACAGAAAAGAAUGUCAUCUCCUACCCAGAAUGCAUAGCUCAGUUCUACUUCUUCUGUACUUUUGCAGUUGCAGAGUGUCACAUGUUGGCUGCAAUGGCUUAUGACCGCUAUGUUGCCAUCUGUAACCCAUUGAUGUACAAUGUUGCAAUGUCCUAUCAAAUCUGUUCCUGGAUGGUAGGUUGGGUAUAUGUUACAGGUCUAAUUAUUGCCACAAUUCACACAGUCUUCUUGCUAAGAGUGAUUUUUUGUAAAGGUAAUAUAAUAAACCAUUACUUCUGUGAUAUUUUUCCAUUACUGGAGCUUUCCUGCUCUAAUACUUUUAUCAAUAAAACACUAGCUCUGAGCUUCAGUGCAUUUAACAUCAUUGUUCCAUCUCUGACCAUCCUUAGCUCUUACAUUCUCAUCAUUGCUAGCAUCCUCCACAUUCGUUCCACGGAGGGCAGGUCCAAAGCUUUCAGCACCUGCAGCUCACACAUAACAGCUGUUGCUGUCUUCUAUGGAUCUUUAGCAUUCAUGUACCUUCAGUCAUCCUCAGUCAGUUCCAUGGACCGAGGGAAAGUAUCAUCUGUGCUUUAUACCAUUGCUGUGCCCAUGCUCAACCCUCUGAUCUACAGUCUGAGGAAUAAAGAUGUCAAAGUUGCCCUGAAGAAGUUACUGGAGAGAAACUUUCCCUGA